This is a messenger RNA of Passer montanus (Eurasian tree sparrow), 5156 nucleotides long. It is a transcript of the gene MAFK, whose product is annotated as MAF bZIP transcription factor K. Gene Ontology annotation, cellular component: nucleus. Gene Ontology annotation, molecular function: RNA polymerase II cis-regulatory region sequence-specific DNA binding; DNA-binding transcription factor activity, RNA polymerase II-specific. Gene Ontology annotation, biological process: regulation of transcription by RNA polymerase II. NCBI's taxonomy places the organism in Eukaryota, Metazoa, Chordata, Aves, Passeriformes, Passeridae. The transcript has 3 exons. The record is from RefSeq and is a predicted model, not a curated record. The coding region runs from base 291 to 761 and encodes 156 amino acids.
AAGUGCUGAGUCACCACCGCGCCGGGCACGGCUGCCCUGUCACCUCGCACCGGUGCGGAGCCGGCGCCGCUGAACCCCCGCGGGACGAGGCUCCGGCAGCGCCCCCGCACCCUCGGGGACACGGCGCUGGGGGUCCCCUGGGUGUCUGCCGGGGUGAUGCUUUCCCGGUCUCUUGUUGUUAUUUUUCUUCCCCCCGAGGAUGAGCGCGCUGCCUGCCUCUGCCUUUGAAUGGCUCUUAAAAUACAUUUGCAAUUUCUGAGCAGUUUUGUCCGGAAGACUGUGCUCAGGUUAUGACGACUAAUCCCAAACCGAACAAGGCAUUAAAGGUAAAGGAGGAGUCAGGAGAGAAUGCCCCAGUGCUGAGUGAUGAUGAACUCGUGUCAAUGUCCGUACGGGAGCUGAACCAGCACCUGAGGGGUCUCACCAAAGAGGAGGUCAUCCGUCUGAAGCAGCGGAGGCGCACGCUGAAGAACCGGGGCUACGCUGCCAGCUGCCGCAUCAAGCGUGUGACUCAGAAAGAGGAGCUCGAGAGGCAGCGGGUUGAGCUGCAGCAAGAGGUGGAGAAGCUGGCCAGAGAAAACAGCAGCAUGAAGCUAGAGCUGGAUGCCUUGCGCUCCAAGUACGAAGCACUCCAGACCUUUGCUCGUACUGUGGCGCGAGGGCCUAUUACCCCGACCAAAGUUGCCACCACCAGUGUCAUCACCAUCGUGAAAUCAGCUGAAAUCUCAUCCAGUUCUGUGCCCUUUUCAGCAGCCUCCUAGUGCCCUCGGUGGGGGGAACUAGCAGCCUUUCAGAGGGGAGGGGAUAAGGCUCUUAUGCAUUGUUCCGGAGUCCUUGGUCACGUCAAGAAUUGGCAUUUUAAGAAGUCUCUUCCAAAAGUGCAAAAAACAGAAGAAUAUAAAAAAAGAAAAGAGAAAUACAAACAAACCCAAAGGGUUCCUACAAAGGGAACUUAACUGGCUGCUUCUGUCUGGACUCAGUGGCUCCAUCAACCUCUCGUGUCCAGGAUUUGAGCUCUGUAUGCAGUACAAAUUGCAAGAUCUGCUUCCUCCUUCCCUCUGCCUCCACAAACCCCUCUCAGCUUGGGCAGCUUUCCAGCUGGGAGAAGAUACCUGAGGAGCCUCCGGAGUCUUCGUGAAUGAUGCUCAAGAGCCAGGAACAUAUGGACCGUAGAAAUCAUCGUGUGAGAUGAAUGUAUGGGAAAAAGAGUUUCCUUUAGUGGCCUCCUACUCCUUGUAAGAAGGGUCUCCCCUACCUUCCCCACUUCCAUCUGAUACUAUGAGGGCAGGAAUAUAGGCUUUUUGGGUUUGAUUUCAUCCUGCUAACAGUGGAUGGGAGUGGGAGGAUGAUGGAGAUAAGUGCUUGGGUCUGACCACACCCAUUAAGAAUAACCUUUUGUUUUCAAUCCAUGCUGUUAAAAUAUGGAAAAAUAUAUAUUUUACAUAUUUUAAUAUGCCCCAUUACCUGUGUGGCCUGUAAAAAAACUACAUUGCAGCCUCCUUUAUUCCAAGCCCAAGUUUCCCGAUAGCUCCUUCCCAAAGGUGUGCCUGUGAAUUGGGUAUAUUUAUGCAGUUUAUUUCUUCCAAAUGAUCCACAGUCUUGAAGUAGCAGCUUUUUUUUUCCUGGGUUACCUGAAGCUGAAGGGAGGGAGGCACAGUAAAUGCUGUGAAGAGCAGUUUGGUGAGGAGGAGAAGAGGAGAUGAGGAGGAAAAAUGCUGCAUGUAUUACUGGCGGAGGCAGAAUUGGCUGUGAGAGAAGGUGGGACAGUUCUGCUGGGAUCAGCACUACGAGAAGGGGUUUGUGCAGAGGAUUUCAGAAGGAUGUUUUUAAAGCACUGAAGUGUAACUAGAGGGCAAUAGCAUUCAGCUAGGAGGAGAGAAGUUUAGAGUCUCCUCCUUGACAAAAGCAUUGGUAUGUUAGCAAUGAGCAUCCUUAGCUGGAGAGCUGUGCUCAUCAUCAGUCCUUGGUGGUCAGAGAAGGGCUGUGGGUAGGUCAGAUGGGAGCUUGGAAGAGUCUUUCCCUCUCCAUAGCACAUCUGAUGCUGAAUUUGGGAUCCAAAGAGUACAGUGAACAACCCUCAGUGUUCAGACAACCUGUGUGAAUGUGACCCUGAAACUUGAUGCUUUCUCUUGCAAGUGGGUGAGUUACAAUGAGGGCAGGAUGGAAAAUCAAUGUGCGUGUAGGGGACAGAAGAAUUGGGAUCGAGAAGUCGUUUGUUUGGCUCUGAGCAGUGGUUUGGGAGAGGGAUUUCUGGCUUGGCAGUGGGCAGGAUUUGGGAAGCUGAAAGGAGAGAUUCUGCUGUCACGCAGCAGUGAUGAAACAAUGAAUGUUUCCAGGUCACUGUAAAAAAAAUAGCUAUGUUGGUGUUUGUGUGUUUUGUUGUUGUUUUUUUUUCUUCUUGAAGUAGGAAAGGAAAGGGACUGUGUGUUUUGUAGGGCAGGUUAGAGACUUACGGAAUGGACGAUGCCUGUUGUUAUGCAGGUGAGAAAAGAAUGAGAUUACUGAGGUUUUAAGAUGAGGAGAAGAGCUUAGAGAAUUUGGGCUCUGGAACAAAGAUCACUGAGAAUUCAUAAGUGGUUUGGACUGAAAGAGAAUAAUCAAGUGCUACCAUUGUUGGAAAGAGGACAGUGAACUGGCAUCUGACACCCAGUAUAAUUUGUUGUUUGAGGCUUUGUCUUGCCUUGAAUAGCAGUAAGUUGGUAGAAAUUUAGUGAAGCCCUACUUGUCUUUGGAAGAAGUUGUUAGCUUGCUUUUUUUUUUUUUUUCACCUUGUCAUCGGAGUCUCUGGAUUUCCCAGGAGGAUCCUUUGUGAAAUAGGUUAAUGAAAAGAAGAAACCUCAGACUUGGUUCUCAUUCAGUCCCCAACAUCGACAUCCGUGACUUUACUGAGCCAGAAAGGGUGUCAGUGAAAUGCUUCCUGAAGGCUCGUUCCCCCUGCCAGAUCCACGUGUUUUGGAGGGGAGCAGGGAGUUUCCUUCAAGUGAUUUUCCAACACAUAGAGUUUGGAUGGCACUUAGUGUUACCUCAUUUCUCCUCCAUUCCCUCCCUAUCUCCAAACAGGCAGAUCGAUGUCCUGUGUAUCAGUACCAGUUAUUGACUCCCACAGCAGAAGCUGAGGAAGAGAAAGAUGUUACGGUCAUUUCCUGGUCCUCUCAUGUUCUCCAGCUCACAGACAUUGGACACUUUCCCAGACCUUACAGGUGCCUCCAAAAACAGGCAAAAUGGAGACUCCUGGCACUGUUGGGGCUUUAAGUGAAAACUUUAAUGAAAAAGGCCAGUUGACUUGAAAAUGCCCAAAUGCUUCCAGUCUUUAAAACAGCUCCAGAGCUCCAUAACAUUCCUGGCUAGAUAGGAACACCCUCUGGCUGCCCUUGACACCCCUCUGGGGAAAUCAGACCUGUCUCACUGAAGGGGACAGAGGUUGAACUUUGUUCCUGGGGUCUUCUUGCUGUUGGAAUGAGUUGAGAAACAUAUCUUUAUGUGGCACUUCCCUUGUGGCCAAGUAUUUCUUUUUUUUCCAGUUCUUGGAAGGGUGCCAAAGGCUUGUCCAAGUGAUUGCUAGUUUAGUGCUGGUAGGCACUUAAAUCUCUGGUCACUCGAUAAAGAACAAGAGGCCUGGGUGUUGUUAAAGCUGUUGAUACCAUAGCCAUGGUAGGUAAUCCAUAUUGGAUAUCCAUAAGGACCACGUGGAAAUAUUUAAAGAGAGAGAAAUAUAUAUAUAAAUAUAUAAUUAUAUACAUUUUAUCGUACAGAUUUUUCGUAAAAAAGAAAAAAAAUAAUUUUUUUUCCAAGUUUGAUACUGUAAAUCUUUAUUAAAAGAAAUUGCCAGUCCAGGGCUCCCUGGGUGGUGACCUGGAGGAGAAUGAAAUGUCCUGGCUAAACUUCCACAGAGGGAUCAGAAUUGCAAGGUAACGUGGAGGGAGGAAUGACCCGAAAGCUGUUGAUCGCGUUGGAGACCCAGCUCCUCCACCCUCCUCCCUGGAGGGCCCUCCAGCUUGGGGUUGUCGCGUUGCAUUCCUCUGGGGUUCGGUUUGUUUCUGUUGUGUUUUAUUUUUUUUUUUUUGUUUUGUUUUGUUUGGUUUUUUUUCUCUCCGUCCUGCACUUCUUAGCCUGACGCCCAGGGCGAGCGCGGCGCGGGGCGCUGGCGGCGUGGGACGUGCAGCCGCACCUCCCGCCUCUCUCUGCUGCAGUGCUUUGGAUGCCGGGGCUCCCUUCUCUGCCCCUCUUAGUUUGUCCCCCCAACCCCGCUGAGGAGGAGUGGGGGAUCUGAUUUUUGGGUGCUGGGAUCCUCUCCCCUGGGCCUGGCCUUUCUUUGGUUGCUCCCCAUCCGCAGUGUGACGUGGGAAGCGAGGGCUGGGUGGGAGGCAGGAGAAGACGAAGGCGUCGGGAAGGGACACCUCUGUUCUCGUAGACUUUGCUGUGCUCUCUGUUGGGAGUGGGGAACCUUUCCCUCCAGGGCAGCUCCAGAUCCCUUUGAAACAAGGCAGCAUCUCUGCUCCUGCCCAGCUCUACAUCUGCCAGGAGGAGACCACAAAGUGCAGAGACCUGGGUGCCACGGCAGCUCCGGGACAGCGGGAGGGACGAGGCGCUGGCACUGGGCUGGGGCGGAGGCGAGCUGCACCACAGAGUGGCUCAGACCCGGGGAGGAGGAGAAGGUGGCAGUUUUUUCUCUCUCGAAUCAUUUAAACUUCAUUGUCAUGAUUGUUUUUAUUUAAAAAAAAAAAAAAGGGAAAAAAAAAAAAAAAAAAGCGGAAAAAAAAAGAAACAAAACAAAACUGAAAAACUUUUGUAAUGUGGAUUUGUUUUCCUUCGUCUGUAUUUCAGUCUGCUGGGGUGUUUCUGUAGAUGGUGGAUACUUGCUUUCAUUUUUUUAAUGAUAGAGGUCUUCUGUUUUAAGUUGUUUUUUAUCACCAGCUCAUUCUAUCCUCUGUGGUUACUCAGUAAUUUCAUUUCAAUAUUUAUUUUUGUGCUGCUUUUUUAUUAUAAAAUAAAUUAUUGAUAUACCAAGCAAUGUGGAUUCCUGUUUGUAAGGCGAAUAGCCCUGUGUAUGUGUCCAUUACUUCUCUUGACAGCCACAACGUAAUUUAUUGCUGUAAAUUUAGCUGCAGUGACUGGUUUUUUUGUACCUUUCCAAUAAAGCAUUUUCUGGUUUCAGA